GUGUGCGGGUGCGAAUGGAAAUCUCUGCUCAACCUUGUCCAGAUCGUAGUGCAACUGCAAGCCAAUUUUCCUCCAAGUGAAACCAUCCGAACGAUGAAGCGGUCUCACGUCGGCGGAGUGACCUUUUGGAGGAGGUAAAAAUAAAGCAGUGGAUUUAUAGUGCAUGCAUAGUGUAUGUGUGUGUGUGUGUUGGAGGGAUGGAAAGUUGGAAAAGUUCGCAAUUAUGUUGCAGUCAUGCCGCUCAAGUGAACCAAACAGAGGAACGUGAUAAGCUGUUCCGCGAAUCCCUGCACGGGCAAAUGAGGUGAAAGCGAAGCGAUAUCGCACUCUCUCUAUCGCCCCUCCAGACAUCGUACUGGGUUGGAGCAAAACGUGUUAAACAGAACCGUGCUUUAGUCGAGUUUUUGGGCCAUGCUAGAAUCAAAUCCUUGAAGGGUGUUUUGCAUGAGUAUGAAAUGUGCGGCAAAUAGCUUCCGGCGGCCGGAACGAGCAAAGUCUAGGUGUUAAUGAGAAAUCUUUCCACGGCACAGAGUGUUCGGUGUGUUGGUGUUGGCAAAAGCAAACGAAUCUCGAAAAGCCGUGAGCAUAGAAGCGUAAAUAAUUCAAGCCAGACGAUCGGAAUGCAAGGACACCGCGCGCUAGCGUUUUCCAAUCGACAGCAGAAGCAGUGUGGCGAAGUAGGCGGCGAACAUAUCACGCUGAAAACCGCGUCCCCGGGAAAGCAGAAGGCAAGCCCGAUAGAGCUCCAAUAGCAACAGCGCGCAUCGUCGAUUGCUACGGAAUGAUAAAAACGUAAGUAUGGGAAAGCUAAUACGAAACCAAAGUCCCAAAUCCCUCCACCCAGCCUCCUACACGUACAGUGACACAUUAGCACAGUCGGGACGAGGAAACGAGGACGGGGAGAGCUGUGUGUAUUGUCGGAGAUAGGGAGGAGACCAAAUGAAUUGGUCGAAGGAUAAAGCAUGCUGACGACGGGCCAGCGCGCCAAGUAGUGUCAAGGAAGGCUGGAAAAACGAUUUGCUCUUCGGCUUAUGGCAGAUACGAUACCGCACGCGGAAAAAGGUGGUGGCAGGCAAUCGGUUUUAUUAGUCAAAGGCGGCUUGAAACACGGGAUUCAAAAAUGCAUUAUUUGAUUAAGCACUUCCGGUUUCGGUAGACCCCACGACCAAGAACUGGGUGAGGCGACAGAGAAGGGACGGUGUUGAUCGGAUCGGUGCAGGAAAGGGGGAAACCGGUGGCAGUAAAGCCUCCGGCCGACCGGGGGUGGGUGUGCGACGGUUUUGGGGGAGACGAUGGUAACGAUGACCACGGAAGUUGAUAAAGACAAGGCAGUGACAGUAGUGAUAAGUGCACCGAAAAAGAUGAACGUAAACCGCAACGAAAAGGACAUAGAGCGGGACCGGGAAAUGGUGGCGGGACAUGAAGGUGGUGGUAGUGCCGAGGAGGGUGAGGGUACAGUUAUUAUCGUACCGGUGUUACAGCAGGGCGGCCCAACGGGGAAUAGUAUCGGUGCGCCACCACCUGUCAGUACUAGCAGCAGUACUAGUACGGCAACGGCAACAACGACGGUCGCGGUGACCUCCUGUACGGGUGCGUCCGCUGCUGGUUCGAGCGGGUCGUCCGGUAAACCGAGCAGCCAACCCUCCCACGCCCAGGCAACUCAGGCGGCACUGAAUCAGGAUGCGCCGAACAUUUUAGUAUAUAAAAAGAUGGAAGCUAUCGUCGAGCGGAUGCAGGGUGAGGAGGGUGGCGUCUCGGUACGCACCAUCAAAGCCUUCAUGAGCAAAGUACCGUCCGUAUUCACUGGUGCCGAUCUGAUCGCGUGGAUUAUGAAGAAUCUCAGCAUAGACGACGUGAACGAGGCGCUGCAUCUGGCCCAUCUGCUCGCGUCCCACGGUUACCUGUUCCCGAUCGAUGACCAUCAGCUGACGGUGAAGAACGACGGUACGUUCUACCGCUUCCAAACACCGUACUUCUGGCCCUCGAAUUGCUGGGAACCGGAAAACACCGACUACGCCGUGUACCUGUGCAAGCGCACGAUGCAGAACAAGACGCGCCUGGAGCUGGCGGACUAUGAGGCGGAAAAUUUGGCCAAGCUGCAGAAGAUGUUUUCGCGCAAAUGGGAGUUUAUCUUUAUGCAGGCGGAGGCACAGAGCAAGGUGGACAAAAAGCGGGACAAGCUGGAGCGUAAGGUGCUGGAUUCGCAGGAGCGUGCAUUUUGGGACGUUCAUCGGCCGAUGCCGGGUUGCGUCAAUACGACCGAGGUCGAUAUCAAGAAGGCGUAUCGGCGCGGUGCGUCCAGCCUUGGGUCAGGUUCGUCUGGGACGGCCGGCAACAGCAAUCCGGUGGAGCAGCUGACGCGCCAGAUAAAGCUGCUAAAGUUGAAGCUCGAGCGACGCACGAUCAAAAUCUCCAAAGUGGCCGAAUCUUACACUUCAUAUUUUGAGCAAUACAAUGAGUACGAUAGCUUUCUAAACCCACCCGAUCAACCGAACCCUUGGAUCACGGACAAUACCGAGAUGUGGGACGCCGAUCGAACUGCCAAAGACGUAUCGCUGAAGCGUGUAAAGCGAUGGGGCUUUAGCUUGCGUGAGCUUUUGAACGAUCCCGUCGGUCGGGAACAGUUUUCAAAAUUCCUGGAUAAAGAAUUUAGUGGUGAAAAUCUCAAGUUCUGGGAAUCGGUACAGAGCAUGAAGGCACAACCACAGUCCAAGGUGAAGGAUGCGGCCCAUGCCAUCUAUCUGGAGUUCCUUGCCCCGGACGCACCCUGUCCCGUGAACGUGGAUUCGAAAUCGAUGGAAUUGGCACGGGAAGCGGUUAGCAGCUCGGCACCACCGAAUCGCUGGUGUUUCGAUGUGGCUGCCGCCCACGUGUAUCAUCUGAUGAAGAGUGACUCCUACUCACGCUACCUGCGCUCCGACAUGUACAAGGAGUAUCUGAACGGAUCGAAAAAGAAGAUCAAAUCCAUACCGAAUCUGUUCGGUGUGAAGCGCUAAGGAGUAUGAGCACCCCCGAUAGAACACUGAGAAGUAAUCUUACUUCCGCAAAGCGACCCACAACAGGCGUUCGUUAUUCAAAUUUUAAUGAUGGGAACGUGGCAGAGGCACUGAUAUCGUACUCCUCGAAUGAAUAGAAUGUAUAAGGUAGAAUAGGUUAAACCGGCUUGUUAUAUUUUCGUUUCGAUCGAAGACAUAUGCGUGCUAGUGUGUGUUCAUAGAACGUUUGUUUUCGCAUCAGUGACCGCCAUAGCAGAUUGAUAAGCUAAUAAGUAAGCAAAAGCGUGAGGUGGAAUGAAGUUAUACCACACACGCACACAAACGCACACUCACGAAACAUGCGUUUCGUGUUUAUUGAUGCCAUUUAGUGUAAACGGAAUUGCCAGUCAAGCGGGCAGAGACCGCCAGAUACCAAUAGCAAAGCAACAACCAACCCAAAAUGCAACCAAACUAAGGAAUUGUUGAUGAAUUUCAUCGAACAGAUAGCGUUUAUUUCGUAUGCGUAUCGCGAAUAGAUGCGUUUAGCAUUACGAUGUAUCUCAUGUAGCGUAAAAGAGAAACUAGUGAAAUAUCUAUAAUAUGUAAGGGACUGUGAGGAAAAUGGUAGAAAGGGGCAGGAAAACGAAGCGCUAAGAAGUGCAGUGAGAACGGGUAGCAAUGCCAUUAGAAUAAUUCAAAAACAGAUACAAUGCAUGUAGGUAUAAAUGGAAACGCAACAACAACAAGACAAGAGCAAAUAUUAUUAUAUUAAAAAAAUAUAUAUUAUACAAUAUCAUAUACACAUGGAUCGCCCCUCACACGUAUAAACCCACCCAUCCAACCACAUCGUGAGCCAUAUGAGCUGGAAAACCCCCCGGCCUGCCAGCGAUGGGAAGGAAACGAUUUAAAACGAAUACCACAGUACGCACACACAGACACACAAAUAGCCUGAACUGUAAACAUUCCUAGAGGAAAGCAUUAGCACGUGGAAGCGCCGUGCCGGGAUGUCCUAAUGGGAGGGACGACAGGGGUUUACAGUGCGGAAACAUAAGUGAGAAGAUACCAGUAAACUAGAACUGUAGCGUAUAGUAUUGAUUGACAACAAUAACACCGAAUGGAAGGGUAGAAACAAAACAAAAAUGUUACAAUACUAUUACAAAUCCGUUAGAACACAAGAGGAGACCGUUCAUUAUUAUAAUGGAAUAA
Molecule: messenger RNA, 4181 nt
Organism: Anopheles moucheti
Lineage: Eukaryota; Metazoa; Arthropoda; Insecta; Diptera; Culicidae
Product: regulator of G-protein signaling 7-like
Exons: 6
Coding region: 1293-2996 (567 amino acids)
Biological process (GO): regulation of G protein-coupled receptor signaling pathway; G protein-coupled receptor signaling pathway; intracellular signal transduction
Source: RefSeq, a predicted model, not a curated record